This is a messenger RNA of Alternaria incomplexa, 888 nucleotides long. RefSeq lists its product as uncharacterized. NCBI's taxonomy places the organism in Eukaryota, Fungi, Ascomycota, Dothideomycetes, Pleosporales, Pleosporaceae. The transcript has 2 exons. The record is from RefSeq and is a predicted model, not a curated record. The coding region runs from base 1 to 888 and encodes 295 amino acids.
AUGGCGCAACUAGCAUCGUUCCGGCUGGAAAACGCUAAAAAGCUUUCACACGCUGUCUGGCUAUUGGAAAACGACGCAGACGUGCCUGCGCUCUUGACCACUGAACAGCAAACAGUCCUUGGAAAGACAGACGGCGUCGCGAAGACCAUCAUCAAGCAAACCAAAUGCGAGGUGGACACUUACAUCAAAUCUUACGAGGGGCCGCGCUGCCGUGCGUUGCUCGAGGAAGUACGCAAGCGACUCUGUCAAGAACUUCGCGAUACGAUAUACGGAUUCAUCUUCCAAGGCCAACGAGUCGAAUUAGACGAAGACCAUGAAGUCAGCGGACACGAGAGCAUUAAAGGUAUUAGCAAAGCUAAUCUAAAGUGCCGGUCUGACACCUGGCUACUGACUCCCGGCUACUUCACUCAAGACGACCCAAUCAGGCUCGAACUGGUCAGAGCGUGGUAUCGUAAUGCGACCUUCCUUGUUAUCGAUCCCAAAUUCAUUUGCAGAUCUCUCAGAAGAUUGCGAUGGUCCACCAAUCUGAACCCGCCCCGAUUCAUCAAGAGAUUUGAGAUCAAAGUACAGAUCGGUGGCGAAACGUUUGAGCAGGAAGAGUUUGCGGAGAGACUUGAGUUGCUCAGGCAUUUCCACAGGACUUGCCCCAUUGUUACGAUUAUAUUGGAGAAUCUCGUUGAAUACAUGUAUGAUGCGCAGGUAUGCGCUCAACACGCCGCAUACAUGUUUCCAGUGUUACUGUCACUGCAUCGUUUGCGGUUUAAACUUAUAGUUCGAUCUGAGUUGAACUUGAAGUUUGUGGUGGUACCGGAGGAGACUACUGUGGAAGAAUGGACCAAGAAGUUCCAUGAGGCGAUCAAUGCGUCGGAGGGGAUAGUAGGGAUAUAA